Molecule: messenger RNA, 1908 nt
Organism: Symbiodinium sp. CCMP2456
Lineage: Eukaryota; Dinophyceae; Suessiales; Symbiodiniaceae
Source: the annotation of a GenBank genome assembly
AUGGUGAAGCACGACAAAGUUCACGAUCCCUUCUUCACCAAGCAUCAGCAAGGCUGGUGGAAAGGCCGGGACGUGAGGAUGGCCAAGACCUUCUUCAAGCCCCUUGCGUACUACCGAAAAGAGUCCGACAAUUCGGAAUAUUCUUUGGUCUAUGUCAACAUCCUCAGCGGAAUCACCCAUCAGGUCCGCAUCACAAUGAGAAGUGUUGGGCAUCCCUUGGUCUCCGAUGACCGCUACCUUCCAACGAACGUUGCUAUAGAAGAUGCCGACUGGUGUCCCAGAAACUUCUUGGUCGAAGUGCGAUCGGACUGGUUCGACAUGUGCGGGCCAUAUCCAGACCGCAAGCGAAGGGCAUACACCAGGAUCUCAGUAGAGAAUCCUCUGCCAAAGCUUUUCCAAGAUGUCCUGGAAAAGAAGCUGAAACUCACGGAGAAGCUGGACGCCGAAGCAGACCUCUUCUUGGGCUCCAGGUACUGGGCAUUGGGUGACGAGAUGCUCAUGGCAGACUUCCCCAAGGAUACCGAGUAUCGCAAGAAGGUCAUGCGUUGGGGCAUCCGUCGAAAGAUUCAUCUUGACGCUCUUGACCGGCUGCUCCUGCUCAGCCGAGAGGAUAUCGACCGCAUGAUGGCUGAGUACAAGCCCCCAGCAGAAGACGAGGAAAGCUGGGUGUGCCCCCUUUGCAUGAGCUUGAACCAGAAGGACAACUGGAACGACGGGUACCAUUGCAAGGGCCAUCUUGGGCGGAGUUGUCAUGGCACAUUGAAGAUGUCCGAGGACACAAAGCUGCCUUAUGGGUGGAGGGACUACCUCGCAGACCCAACUUUGCACAUGCUGAAGAAGGUGAACCCACUCUGGCUGGAGGCCCGCAAGCAGGCAAUCCAGAAGCGGCGUGCUGUUUGGUCAAAACCUCCUGAGGAGGACGAAGGAGAAGAGCCCAGCCGCGAGCUAAUUAAAAAACUGCAUGACGUGCUCUUCAAGGAUGCUCAAUCUGGCGGCUAUGGAAUCGAGCAGAAGGACCUUGCUCAGAAGGUGCAGGGUUUCGAGACGCUCCGAAUGCCUGUGAAGCUGCCGAAGGACUGUGAGGUUCGAAGAGUGCGGCUGCCUGGGCGUGGCAUCGGAUCCGGGUGGACAUACACACUGUCGGGCAAGGAACGGCUGAAGGCGGCCUCCAACUUCAGCUGCAAUCCCAAGUUGCUAAAACAGCCUCUCCUCGUUGAGACCGACAGGUUUCCGCAGAAGAACGUCGCCCCCAAAGAAGAAGUUCAGGAGGUUGUUGAGGAGCCCGUGCCGGUGCCGCCGGAGUCCCGCAAGCAGACGCGCAUCUUGACGCUGCAAGGAUCAGAAGAGGAUGACUGGCGGAGCCCCGAUGCCAGGAACAAGCGGAAGGAAAGAAGCGAGGUGCAUGAGAUCGCUUCUACUGCCAACACGCCGCGAGAAAGACGUCCUCGCAAAUGGCAGAGGAUUACGAGGAGCGAUCGGACGGCCUACUAUCUGGACGUAGACACCGGUGAGAUGUGCGAUGACAUGCCGGCGGACUACAAGGAGCAGCCACCUGUUUGGGAGCGCCGCGUUUCCAGAUCCAAUUCAGAUCAUGUCUUCUACUACAACACAGACACAGGGGAGACGCGCGUCGAACGUCCCGAGGGCGUCAAAAUUAAGAAUGAUGCUGAGGCGCGAUCCGCCGGCGCCACAGCCCCAUCCUCCAGGCCAGCCGAGAAGGACGAGGAAGGCAUUCCAUGGCAGCGUCUCGAGUCCAAGUCGAAGCCAGGCCUCUUCUACUAUUUCAACCCGCUGGACGGCGCGCAGGAGAUCAAGCCGCCGGUCGUCAAAGCUCCGUGGCAGCUCUGCCGGUCCAGCUCGAUGUCAGGUCAGUACUACUAUUUCAACCAGGCCUGCCCGACCGCUUGA